AUGUUUCUCACCUGUCAAUUUCGUUGUCGCAGGUCGGGGGCGCUCGAUUCGGCGCGCUGCCUCGCCGGACACGCCAGCUCUGGGUGUGGGUGGAGGCACAGCUCGGCUCCCCGCUGUGGUGCUGCGACGGACCUAGGGUUUACUGUUCAGCAGCAGCAGGGUGAGAUCCUUGGGCGGUUCCCUAAGAAGCCGUCCAAGUCCGGGGACAAGGAUCCGAUCGGACGGUCAGGCGCCUCCGUGUCCAACCCCCCGAGAGGCGCGGAGAGGGCAUCCGGCCACACGCCAAUUAUCUCCAGCUCUGGGCUCAGCUACGGCGACGGCCAGCAUCCGGGUAACGGAAACAACUCGAGGGUCAACAAUGGCAAUUCAUCGGCCUUCGAGCUGCUCCCGGGCUUUAAGGAUGUCCCCAACGCCGAGAAGAAUAACCUCUUCGUCAAGAAACUGAACCUGUGCUGCGUCACGUUUGACUUCAGCGACCCGACAAAGAGCAUGAAGGAGAAGGAAGUAAAACGACAAACUCUGUUGGAGCUCGUGGACUAUGUCGCCUCGGCCAAUCAGAAGUUUCCGGAGAUAGUUAUGCAGGAGACCACGAGGAUGGUUUCUCUGAACCUGUUCAGGACGCUGACCACCCCUCCCAGGGAGAACAACAUUUCAGCCUAUGAUUUGGAUGAGGAUGAGCCUGUGAUGGACCCUGCUUGGUCGCACUUGCAGAUUGUUUAUGAGUUGUUCUUGAGGUUCAUUCAGUCUCCGGAGACUGAUGCCAAGCUGGCUAAAAGGUACAUCGAUCAUUCCUUUGUCCUCAGGCUACUUGAUCUCUUUGACUCCGAAGACCCCAGGGAGAGAGAGUACCUCAAGAUGAUACUCCAUCGUGUCUAUGGAAAGUUCAUGGUUCAUCGGCCAGUUAUUAGGAAAGCCAUCAACAACACCUUCUACCAGUUCAUCUACGAAACUGAAAAGCACAAUGGAAUUGCAGAGCUACUGGAGAUCUUAGGGAGCAUCAUCAACGGGUUUGCGUUGCCACUUAAGGAAGAGCAUAAAUUGUUCCUUAUCAGGGCCUUGAUUCCACUACACAAGCCAAAGUGCAUUGCAAUGUAUCAUCAACAGUUGUCUUACUGCAUUACGCAGUUCGUUGAAAAAGAUUGUAAACUUUCAGACACAGUUAUCAGGGGCCUACUGAAAUAUUGGCCCAUCACAAACAGCAACAAGGAGGUGAUGUUUUUGGGAGAGUUAGAAGAGAUACUAGAAGCUACACAGCCUGCAGAGUUUCAGAAAUGCAUGGUUCCUCUUUUCCGCCAGAUUGCACGUUGUCUGAACAGCUCUCACUUUCAGAAGGUUGCUGAGAGAUCAUUGUUUUUGUGGAACAAUGACCAUAUCGAGAGUUUGAUCAAACAGAACAGCAAGGUGAUAUUGCCUAUCAUAUUCCCUGCACUGGAGAGAAAUUCCAGCGGGCACUGGAACCCAGCUGUGCAAAGCCUCACUCUUAAUGUGCGCAAAUUGUUCUCUGAUCAUGACGCCGGACUGUACACCGAGUGUCUGCGGAAAUACGAAGAAGCCAAAGCCAAAGAGAAGGAGAAUAAAUUGAAGCAAGAAGCCACAUGGAAACGCCUAGAAGAGAUUGCGUCAUCAAGAGCAACCAGUGGAGAGGCUGUGCUCGUCCAUCGAACCUUACCCCGUCAAUCUUCAGCUGUGUAG
This is a messenger RNA of Triticum turgidum subsp. durum (durum wheat), 1692 nucleotides long. NCBI's taxonomy places the organism in Eukaryota, Viridiplantae, Streptophyta, Magnoliopsida, Poales, Poaceae. The record is from the annotation of a GenBank genome assembly.